This is a messenger RNA of Ahaetulla prasina, 6308 nucleotides long. It is a transcript of the gene OSMR, whose product is annotated as oncostatin M receptor. The transcript is spliced from 21 exons. The record is from RefSeq and is a predicted model, not a curated record. Gene Ontology annotation, molecular function: protein binding. Lineage: Eukaryota; Metazoa; Chordata; Lepidosauria; Squamata; Colubridae. Bases 1663 to 4401 code for a protein of 912 amino acids.
AAAUUUUAGACUGGCAAAGACUCUUGAAUUACACAAUACUCCUGAAUCAUCGGCUGUGCCUGCUGGAGAAUUUCUAUGACACCCAUUUCUGGAGUUUGUGGUUCAGGCUUUUAUAUUAGUCAGAUGGCUCUAAGUAGAGAAGUUAUUAGGUAGCACACAAUACUUAAUUAUUAAGUUAAUAGUUAACUUUCCCCAGCAGCCAACUGCCAGUUCGGUGCACUAUUAAGUUCAGGGGACAGAAAACAACAAGAGAGAAAACAACUGGCAUUGGCAACCAACAAUUUAUCUAUUUAUUCAAUUUAUCGAGCUGCCUAAUCCAAAGCCGAUUUAUUAGCAUCCCGGACGGUUUUGUCGGGGGAUUUAAGAGAUCAGCUGCCAAAAAAUUAAAAAAUAAAAAUAAAAAAGUUGUUUAAAACAUUCGGAGAAAAAGGAAACGCUAUGAUGCGCCUGAGAGAGAAAAUCCGGGAUCUUCACUUAGAAGCGAGAAACAAAUCGCUCCGUGGUAAAAAAAUAAAAUAAAAUAAAUAAAUGUGGCCGCGAAGAGCCUUUUUCAAAGCUGCGGGGCUUUCCAGGCCAGCCUUUCGGCAGCCUCUUCCAGGGCGCCGCGGGAGGCUCUUCCAGGGCCCGGGACGAACCUUCCAAGCCGGCCUCGGGGCCUCCAGGAAAGCGGUGGAAGACGAACUUUCGCAAUGGUAGUUCCUCCGCGGUUUCUGCAGAAGUUGAGAGGGUUCAGACACACAAGCUGGGGCGGGGGGGAAAUAGGACCGCGAAGCUCCACGUGACUCAUCCGCACAACAUUCAUGGGAAGCCGAGAGAAAGAUUAGUAAAAGUUUUGUCCCACCGAGGACCUUCGCGCAAGAAUCGCGCCUUCCUUCCUUCCCACUCUUCCUCCUCCUCUUUCCCAUUUUUCCCCCCUUUGUUCUCGGAAAGCCAUUCCCCAUUAAGGGUGGGGAACCCGAGUGGUGCCAGACGGAAGUUGGGAUUCUCUAUCAUUUGCCGUUUCCCCGACGCGUGUUUAACUUGGGUAACGUAGGAACGGAGCAAAGCCGACCUGGCACCUCCACCUCUCCCUUCUCCACGGGAGCAUCUUUUACGCCCCCCCCCGGCCCCCUCGGCCUGGAGACGGAGAAGAAAUGGGUGUCAACUGGGCUGCUGUUUAUAUUUUGAAUCUUUUCCGGGACCUGUUUCUCCCCUUGGCAAGGGGGAUUUGUAAUUUUUCUAACCUGCUGACCUUUCCCACAGCUGCUAUUCAACCUUCUCAGGCUGGUAGAAACGUAGCUAAGUAUUGCCAAAGAAGCCAUUGACCUAUUUGGAGAAGUGGACUUAGAGAGGAAGAAAAUUCUAGGGAACCAAUUCAAUGCAGGACAACAAUAAAGAGUGGAGGGAGAUAUCCAGAUUAGGAAGUUCUGAAUUCUCCAUUACAUCAGCUGCCACCAAACUGGACUAUAUUCAGCAGAAGAACCAAAAUUUGAACUUUAAGCAACAACUUUAAAUAACCAGGUUUAAGAGUUCUUUUAAUGUGAAACUCAGAAUGUUGUGCUUUGGAAGGCUUAAGGGUUCAAGAGCUCCGUGAACCAGAAUCACAGAAGGACAACCUGUCAACCCCAUGCUGAGAACGUCAUCAUUUCAGAUCACAUAAUAUUUCUGGAACUGGGGUAACAGAUGGACCGUUGGAUGUUCUGCACGAUACUUCUCUGCAUACUGUUAUGUCUUGGUCUGGUUCAGAAUCAAGACAAUAAGGUGUUAGAACCAAGAAACCUUAGGAUUUACUCAAAUAAUUCUCUUCAGCAACUGCUACUGGAAUGGGAUGUUAAAGAUGAAGCAUAUAAUUCCAAAAUAGACAUUGUUUUUAACAUCCAAAUUCGUUUAGGAGAAGAAGACAAAAGAAUUAUUUUGAACGUGAAUUACAGAACAGUUCUCAAUAAAUCAAGGCAACAUCACCAAUGGAAUUUUAUCUCUGAGGUACCCUUGCAAUGUGCAACUCAUGAAGCCAGAAUAAGGAGCAGAGUGGCAUCUUCUAAAAUUUGGAGUUCCUGGACUGAUUGGGUAGCAGCAAAGGGCCCGGAUGCUCUCAGUAAUGAAACAAUUCACGUCUUUCCUGAGGAAAAAGUAUUUGAGCGAGGUUCCAACAUCACAUUUUGCUGCAUUGCGAAGAAAAAUAAACAUGUAACCAGUUUUACAUUUUACGAUGAUCACAGAGUUAUGGAGACAAAACGACGAAUAGUAUUAUUGACUAAAAAGCCUGCAUCUUAUUACCCUCGUCGAUUUCAACUCACUUGUGGUUUUAACGACACUAGCGAGUCAGUUUAUCUCUACCUCACCAGGCAGCCUGAUAAACCCAAAAAUCUGAGCUGUGAAACUGAGGACAUGAUCAAUAUUAGAUGUAGUUGGGAUCCUGGAUAUGUAGACACACCCUAUUACUUUGAGGAAGUCUGUCCAAUGAAGUUUAUUCUGUCUGAUGUCUCUUCUACAAAAAUAUAUUGCAGUACAAAUAUAUUUUUGGACAACAAUAGCAGUUGUUCAUUCAAGAGGGACAACCAAUUCCUAUACAAUCUAAAGUUAACCUCCAGAAAUUGCCUUGGACAGAAACAUGGGCAGCUAAGUUUUAAUGUAACGCACAGAGUUCGUCCUGUAAUUAUCGGUAAACCAUCAGCGGAUCAUCUAAAUGCUACUUUCAUUCGGUUAUCUUGGCAGAUAAAACCAAUAAAUGCAAAGCUACCAUUGCUAUGCCAGAUCAAUGUUGGCAAGAAUAUGUACAAUAUCACAGCGCAGUCGGAUUCAGAUUCUCAUUUCCACUUUCAACUGGGUGGACUGAAGCCUGCUACAAACUAUAAAUUUAAAGUACGCUGUGCUGUCAGUCCCUUCUGGAAAUGGAGUAGCUGGACAAAGAAUAUAUCUGCUGAGACCACUGAAUCUGCUCCAUCAGGAUUGCUUGAUGUCUGGAGACAUAUUAACUCAGGCUUGGAGCAACGUAACGUAACUGUAUACUGGAGGGAAUCCUCAGAUUUUCGUGCUAAUGGGAAGAUCCAAAAAUAUCACCUAUCCUGGGAAAAUUUAGAGGACCCUUCGGUGCAGCAUCACAAUCACUCAGUUUCUGCACCACAGAACUGCACAAAAAUUUCUCUUGGCAACCGUUCAUACAAAAUCCUUGUUUGGGCACAGAACAGAGCAGCUACAUCCUCUCCCUCUGUGAUCAUCAUCCCAGCAACUGAUAAAAAUGGUAAAGCGCUUUAUAGCGAAGAGACCACAGACAAAAAUGAAGAACAUAAAAUUUAUAUUUCUUGGAAGCGUCAAAGCAAGUUCAGUCAGUAUGUUGUUGACUGGUGCAACCAGCCCAGAGAUACUUCGUGUGAUUUUCAGUGGAAAAAGUAUGGAGGAACCAAGUCCAGUGAUCUCAUUACAUCUGAUGCCUUCAAACCUGGGGUAAGAUACACUUUUAAUGUGUAUGGAAUACAAGGCGAUAGAAGUUAUUUAUUGGAAAAGAAGGCCAAAUAUCUUGAAGAAAUGGAACCACCACAUUACCUCUCAUGUAAUAUAGAUACAAUCACUGCAAAUUCAUUAAGAGUCACUUGGGAACAAUAUGAUCAAAAAUUCAGCUCCGGUUUUAUUAGAGGUUACAUGCUUUAUAUGAAAAUGGAUAAUCAAAACUGUUCAGUACAAGGAUCCAAACCAUUAAUACAUCCAGGUAAUCUGAUGAUAUGCAGUUACAAAAUUGAAAAACCAAACCAAACUGAAUUCACAGUGAGACAUUUGAAACCCAAUACAAAGUACUUAUUUGCGCUUCAGGCUUAUGCUGUAAAUCCCAAUUAUACUGACAAUGUCUUCUUUACACCAGUGUUUACACCAGAUGAUGGAAAAUGGCUUUUCAAUCUACUUUAUCUACUACUGGUUAUCCCAUUAGUAGUGAUGUGUAUCUGCUCCAGGAAAAAUAGUUGCGUAAGGAAUUGUUUGUGUCCUGCAGUACCCCAACCUAAAGUGACUCCAUUUUUCAAGAUGAGUCUUGGAAUAACAGAAGUAAAUGAUAUGAUUCCUAACCAAUUAGUCAUGCUGGAGAAGCCUCAGGAAUUCGAUCCCAAACAAUCUACUUUGGGAAUAUUAUUAGAAAAUAUGACAUACUCUCAAUCCACCUAUUACCCGGAAGUGCAGAUAGAAGAGAGAAGAAACCAGAAAUUCAACUCAGGUGUCACAUCCUACAAACCUCUCCAAGACUUUGGUUUUACAAGCAGCCCAAACCCCUGCACCCCAGAAGCAUCCCUCUAUUCAAAAGACAAUUUGAAUUACCUCUACCAAACGGAAGUGCUUCCCUCUAUGAUCCAAGGAACCGAUUCUUCCUGUUCUGUACAUUGGCUAGAUUACAGACCUCAGUGCAGCAUAACUUCCAGAAGAAAUAUAGACUAUUAGAUUAAUAUCCAUAUCGGUUAUUACCGGUAUAUUAAUUUCAGUUUGCUGUGAGCAGCUUUUAAAUAACCAGUAUUAUGUGUUUGCUGGUCAUUAUAACUUCUGAACCAGUGGUGGGUUUCAAAUUUUUUUACUACCGGUUCUGUGGACGUGGCUUGGUGGGCGUGGCAGGGGAAAGAUAUUGUAAAAUCUCCAUUCCCACCCCACUCCAGGGGAAGGUUACUGCAAAAUCCCCAUUUCCUCCCGAUCAGCUGGGACUCGGGAGGCAGAGAAUAGAUGGGGGCAGGGGCAGUCAGAGGUGGUAUUUACCGGUUCUCUGAACUACUCAAAAUUUCCGCUACCGGUUCUCCAGAACUGGUCAGAACCUGCUGAAACCCACUUCUGAUCUGAAUGUCAACUAGUGAAGUUGGGAAAAUUCUGAAGAGGAAAAGAUGGGACAGUCUCUUGUAUUGAUGAAGAAUCAAGCUAUUCUCAACCAAACGUGGACCUGACAUGCAGUAAAUAUGCAUACUUGAAAAAAGAACCUCUCUCUCACGAAUGUGAAACAAGAUGUACAGGGUUGCAUCAUUUCCAGAUGAAUAAGAAAUAAUAUUUUUUAAAAAUCUCUUUAACUUCCUACAACUUGAUUUCUGUCUGCAGUGUUUUAUUAAAUCACCAUUCAGUUUCUUUGCAACUUAAUGGAAAUGGUUUGCUAUUGUUUUCUUCUGGAAAUUUUUAACUUCUGUCUGCUCUGUACCCCUGGUAUGUUCUUUUCAUCUCCAACUGAGCUACUGUUUUAAUUGUUGGGGGAGAAACCAAGAUCAGCCAAGUAGGAGGUGCCAAAAAAAAAGUGUUUCUUAUUUUUCUUUAAAAAUGGGUUCCUUUGGAGUCCAUGGAAGGGCAAAUGACAAAAACGUGUGAUCGCCCCAAAGGCUACCUCCAUCAGAUGUUUGGGACCCAGUAUAAAACUGUAGCAAUCGUGUAAUGGAGUCAUUAUGUGUUGUUAUUUUGGUGUAAUGGUUUGCUGGGGAUACCAAGCAAUCGAUUACGAUUUUUCCUUAUUUCCCCAUUUUAGGGAAACACAUGCCUAAUUUAAUAAUUGUGUAGUUAUAGAACUGACUUAUAAGAAGUAUAUUAAAAAUUGGAGGUUGUAACUGUGUUCGUAUUUUACUGUAUUGGAAAGAGUUGGAAGUCAAUGUAUUUUUUCUUUGGUUUUUUUUUUUUUUGUAUCCUGUUCUCCCCUCUCCCUUUAAUCUUUAUUUUUAUUGUAUUUUAUGCUAUCAUAAACCUUAAUAAAACUUUGAAAAAAUAAAAGUGUGAAUAGCUAGGGGUAGCAGGAUCAGCAAUCAGUGGCUUUCCAGAGAUAUAUCUGAUUUCUGCAUAGCAGGUGUCCUGGAGGGUAGGGGGCAAGGAAGACCAGAGAGUGGAAUGGAACUGAACAACUGAGUCCCUUGGCUGCCAUGAGGUCAACCCUACCUGACAAUGGCCACCUUGCCUAAAACUCACUGGGAUUAUCUGCCAGUUUCUGAAGAGCUCUUAUUGCUUGAUGCUGUUGUGACCUAGGGCCAAGUAGUUAUUACACAACACAGUCCUAAACAAACAUAUUUUAUUAGAACAGCUGAGAAUUACUUCACUCUCAGCUUAGUCCAAAUUUAUUCCAAAACAAGUCCUUCAGAAAAAGUCCUUCGGCCUCAUCACAAACCUUUAUCUGCUUUGGCACCCUGCCAAAGGCUUUUCUUGGCAAAGCCCCACGAAGUUCAGAAACAAGACACCGACAAGAAACAAAUGUAGCAACAUUGCUUUUCUACAAAAAGCCCAAGAGCCUUUGCUGCUCUUUUAAUUUAUUUUAUUUUAUUUUUAUUUUAUUCAAUUUUUAUACCGCCCUUCUCCCGAAGGACUCAGGGCGGUGUACAGCCAAGUAAAAAAUCACA